GUCAGACCAUUGAAAAAAUACACACACACACAUAGGCGACCAGAGCAGCUGUCAUUAUAAUAAAAAAUAUAUUAAUUGUGUAUAUACAGCGGGAAAGUCACCUUUGCCUACUGCAGGGGGCUGGGGCAUCCAUGAAACACGAUUGAGUGAAUUUAGGAUGGAAAAUAUCCUGGACGUCUAUCUGGAGUCCACGAGCCGAUGAAUACAGACAUCAAUAAACCAACAGGAUGGUAGUUAUACGAAGCUGAAAGCACUUGGCUGGACCCAACCCCAGACUGAGCCGACUCACAACAGGCAAUCAGGUGCUUCAUAGUGGACUAAUUGGCCCCCCUAUUUUUGGCAAGGAUACCAACAGGGAUUCACAGUUGUCCCAGUAUACACUGAAAUUCCACCGAUUAUGCAAAUCACAAGUCUAACGCCCGGCAGUAACUAAGUUUGCUCAUGCGACAGCCUAGAGAUGGGUGAAGCAGUGGAUGGAUCGCAACAGGACCUGGAGAUGUACAGUGCAGUCAGAGCAGGCAAAUGGACAUUAAUUCUCAGAGUGCUGUUACUAGUGUGGCUGUUGAUAGGGUGUGAGACGCAAGGCAGCCAGGCUUGCCCAGAGCUCUGCGAAUGCCAGGACCUGACGGUGACCUGCCCCGAUGCGACGGAGAUUCCCACAGACAUUCCUCCGGAGACUACCGUACUAAUGUUUCCCCAUCAUCGCUUCACAAACCUGCCCAGCUACACCUUCGUCCCCCACGAUCUGCUCAAUCUCAGGGAGCUGCAUAUCCGCCAGGGCAACUUGGAGGUCAUCGACGAAAAUGCCUUUCAUGGGCUUCCUGAAUUGAUCAAGCUGCAUCUAGACUACAACAACAUCCAGGACAUUGACGCCAAUGCCUUCGAUGGUUUGAGCAAGGUGGAUUACCUGUAUCUGUAUUAUAAUAAGCUGCAGCAGAUCCACCCCAGACAGUUUGCGGGCCUUCCCAGGCUGAGGUGGCUGUCACUGAGUUUCAACGCCCUGACAGACAUCCCGGCUAAUUCCUUCCAGGGUCUGGAGCGUCUCCUAACCCUGUACAUCCGUUACAAUCACCUCUCAGAGCUCAGGGACUACCAGUCCUUCAGCGGACUGCAUCAGCUGCAGCUACUGAGCUUGGAGAACAACCAUGCUCUGAGAACCAUCGGGGAUGAGACUUUCAGUCAGCUGUACUCGCUGACGGACCUAGAGCUGGGAGGCAAUCAACUGACAUCAGACAGCUUCACCGAGGCAACCUUCUCUGGACUUCACAAGCUUCGCACCUUGAAUUUUCACGAUAACCCCCUGGGUUUUAUACCAGCUCUAUCCUUCAGCGCCAUCCCACAGCUGGAGACCCUCUACCUCACAAGCUGCCAACUCAGGUCUGUCCAACACGAAGACUUCCAAUAUGCCCCAGACUUGAGAAAGCUGUAUCUGGACAACAACGUGGCGCUGAAGGAAAUCCCAGUCCAUGCGUUAAGCACACUGCCCCAACUUGAGGUUUUCCACUUCUCCCAGAACUCCCUCACUGACAUCCCCGAGUACUCCUUCAAGAAUGUAACCAGCUUGAAGGAGAUGUUCAUCACAGACUCCAAACUGAGCAGCAUUGACGAGAACGGCCUUGACGGCCUUGGAAACCUAGUUGAGCUGGACUUGUCAAACAACGAACUCACGACUCUCGCUGAAACGACCCUGGAUUCAAUACGCUACAGCAGCGGUCUAAAAAUAGACCUUGGGGACAACCCCUGGGCCUGCGACUGUCACAUGCGUGACUUCCUUCAAUGGGUGGAUGAGCGUUUCACUCCGAGACAAAUCCAGCAGAUAUUCAACAUUACGGAACACCAGCCCAAGUGUCUCAGCCCCCCACAGUACGCUGGCUCCAGCAUCUUCGAAAUCCCCACCCAUGACCUGAACUGUAAGGCUCCACCUCCCAAGGACAUCAGCCACGAGAUAAACCAGCGUCGGGUCACCAUCGGUAGCUGCGUCAGUCUGGCCAUCGUUGUGAUACUGUGCACUGUGGGAGGGAUCCUGUUCUAUCGAAGGAGACAACGAAAGCUACGAGAGAUGCUUCGCCGAUACGGGUCCAGGGACAAUGUCAGUUCAUUUCCACUAGAUGAUAAUGUAUCCAUCUGAUCAAAAUCCUCUUAAAUUCUACAUGAUAAAAAAUAUCUGGAGUGGUUUUUUUUUUAUGGAGAUAUUUACAAAAUGCAGCACCUCUGGAUGCACAUGUACUUGUUGUACAUUUGUCAGUGAAUGUUUUCAAUAUUUUUGAGAGUACCAUUAAUAGAAAAACAUUCUUUCAAACAUUAUUUUGAAAAGGAUAAGGCUGGUCAUCACAGCCUGAACCUGCCUCAAAAUAGCUUUCUAAACAGACCUUUUGUCUACACCUGAGAAAAUGCAAAAUUGAAGGUUAUGCCUUGUCUACGAUGUUACAAGGACAAAACAAGUUCAAGGUUUCCAGUGGUAGAAAUAAAUCGGCAUACUGCACGCUUUCAUUAAAAGUACCCGGAUGACUGCAAUAUUAUGUCAGUAAAAGUACCCGGAAAUUACUUUUGAUACUGUCCUCAUCUGGGCAUUUUUUUACAACUUUCGCUGGUUCCCGCACAUUCAAGGGCAUAGAAACUCACAGUUGUCAACCAGUCAACAGUGCGUAACGCGCGGUACCAUCGCACGCGGAUGCAGCACGCAGCAGGGUAUACGCCCACUUUUGUCGACAACCGCAAUGACAGUUUUGAGCGGCGCGAAAUUUGCUUCCUUAAGCAAAGAAUAUUCUAAGAAAUUUUAGAAAUAACAACAGUAUCCUGAAAUUUCUUUGUUACGGAUCAAGUCAGCUUGAUAUAAGUAAUAAAAUAAUAUUGGCUGGCUCUUUUUCUGGUGAUGCAACAAUAUAUUGCACUAGAUAUAACAAUAAAGCUCGCGCCAUAUAUUCAUAAAUCUACCCUCAAAACAGCCAUAUAAUAUUAUAUCAAUAUUCCAUGCACUUAGGUUUAGGUGUUAUUGUUUCACCUUUACUCAAGGUGAGAAACAAAGCAUGACCUAGAUUGAUAAAAGUGUUUCUUAAACAAUUUCACCUGGGCUGCAAUGAUAAACCGUACAUGCACUUGUUGAAGUUUAUUUUUUGCAUCUGCAUUGAUUUAAUUCAGGCAAUUAAUUUAUACUGAACAAUAAUGUAUUUAUCGCCAAGCCAGUGUUACAGGGAAUAUACAACAUUUGCAGACAUCAAAAAACAAAACUACCAAAUCAUUAUGAAAUACUUUACUG
Patiria miniata (bat star) is the source of this 3256-nucleotide messenger RNA. Its product is annotated as insulin-like growth factor-binding protein complex acid labile subunit. The coding region runs from base 458 to 2128 and encodes 556 amino acids. The transcript is spliced from 2 exons. NCBI's taxonomy places the organism in Eukaryota, Metazoa, Echinodermata, Asteroidea, Valvatida, Asterinidae. The record is from RefSeq and is a predicted model, not a curated record. Gene Ontology annotation, molecular function: protein binding. Gene Ontology annotation, cellular component: plasma membrane.